GUCCUCAGUGCCCAGAUUCCUUAGGGAUGGAGGGAUGGAGGAACACCCGUAGGAAAACGAGGGGCAGUGAGGAUGGGGACUUUUCUCCCACCAUAUCCCCCAUCCCGGGGCUUGGGGGGCCACAGGAGCACAGCCCCCACUCCCCACCUCUGUCCUGACCUCCAGCCAGCACUUCCCUCCCCGUCCUCUCCCAAAAUUCCCCCCCAGAUCCCUGUCUCCAUCUCAGAGGGGGGCUGGUGAUGGCAGAAGGGGUGUGGAUACGGAGCACCCACAGAGCAGGGCAUGGGAGCGUUUCAAGGGGGUCCCCAGUGCCCAGAGGGAUCUGGAGGGGAUGAUCACCCAUGUGGAAGUGGGUGACAGUGGGGAUGGGGGCUCUGCUCUCACUGGGGGGCUUGGGAGGCCACGGGAGCACAGACCCCACCCCCCACCUCAGUCCUGACCUUCACCCAGCACCUCCCUCCCCAUCCUCUCCCAGAAAUCCCCCCCAAUUCCCGUCUCCCUCUCGGCGGGGGGCCGGCGGCGCCGGGCUCGCCCCCGUUUCGUAAGCGGGGGGCCGGGUGCGCGGGAACGCGUGCGCGGGGCGUGGGAUGAGUUCAGCCUCCUGGCUCCAUUCCCUGGAUCUCAUCCCUGGAAAUGUCACUGGAAACUCUGAAUGGGCCGGCCCCGCUCGGGGGGCGGAGCAGCGCACCCCGGGGGGGGCCGGGGCACACGGGGACCCAACGCCGGGGAGGACGGUGGCUCCUGACCCACCCGGGGGAUGCUCGGAGGAGGGGGGGGCUGUCCCUGCCAGCCCCCCGCGAUGCGCUGAGCACCCCCCCCUCCCAGCUCCUUCUCCCGGCAAAGUUCGUGCCGUGGAUUUCUCUUCCCUGCCUCUCGCAGCUCCGUCCCGCUCGCCCCGGGGCUCCCCAAAACCCCGGCGCUCCCCGGGGGUCCCCGCCGGCACCACCCAGGAGGACACGGGCAGCCCUGGGGCAUCACCCCAGCACCCCCUGGCCAUGGCAGGUCGGCUCCUGCCCUCGGACACCAACCAGGCUCUGGGUGUCCAGGACGUCCCCUCCCUCCACCCACCCCUGCAGGUGCUCCCCCAGCACAUGGUGACACGGGUGCCCAUCAUCCGCCACCGCGGCUCCAACACCCUCAACUUCCACUUCCACGACCCGGAGCCCAAGAGCUCGGAGCCCAAGAACUCAGUGAAUGAGUGGUACCAGACCUGGCCGGCCAAGGAGGUGAAAGCCCCCAACACCCCAGUGCCCACCGGCCCCACGCCCACCCCCAGGGCCGCCCCCGCCCGCCCGUGCCCCCCGGGCUGGUCGGCCACCUGGACCAAGGACAGCAAGCGGCGGGAGCGGCGCUGGGUGAAGUACGACGGCAUCGGGCCCGUGGACGAGACGGGGAUGCCCAUCGCCUCCCGCUCGAGCGUCGACAGCCCCCGGGACUGGUACCGCAGCAUGUUCCGGCAGAUCCACCGCAAGCUGCCAGAGCCUGACUGGGACACCCACCCCUGCCCUGCCACGGCGCCUCCAUCGCCCCCCAAACCACGCAGGAGGGGCUCGGCACCGGCUGAGCCCCCCGGGAUGCCCAACGGGAUGGACUGGACGCGCUGGGGUGCCACCGGUGCCACCGCGGAGCCCGGCAGCAUUUUCGACUAUGAACCGGGGAAAUUCUUGCCACUGGAGCAGCCCCCGGCAGCGGCACGGCGGGCCCAGUCCAUCGAGGUGCUGCUGGAGCAGGAGCUGGAGCAGCUCAGCGAGGAGCUGGACAAGGACAUGAGGAACAUGGAGACGCGCCGGACCCCCCGCCAGAGCCCGGCGGCUGCUCCCACCGCUCGCUCCCCUGCUCCGGCCUCCCCGGCUGCUCGACACCCUCAGGCCAGAGACCCUCCCCAGCCUGCCCGACCUGGGAGAUCCCGCCGAGACCGUCAGGAGGGAGGAGAAGAAGAUGAAAGCUGCUCGCCUCAAGUUCAACUUCCAAGCCGAGUCUCCCAAGGAGCUGACGCUACAGAAGGGGGACAUCGUCUACAUCCACAAGGAGGUGGACAGGAACUGGCUGGAGGGGGAGCACCACGGCCGCGUGGGCAUCUUCCCCUCCAACUACGUGGAGAUCCUGCCCCCCACGGAGGUGCCCAAGCCCAUCAAGGCGCCCACCAUCCAGGUGCUGGAGCACGGCGAGGCGCUGGCCCUCUACAACUUCCGAGGGGAGCUGCACGUCGAGCUCUCCUUCCGCAAGGGCGAGCGGAUCUGCCUCGUGCGGCGGGUGGACGAGAACUGGUACGAGGGGCGGAUCUCGGGCACCAGCCGCCAGGGCAUCUUCCCCGCCACCUACGUCCAGGUGCUGAAGGAGCCGCGGGUCAAGGCCACCGCCGAGGACAUCCCCCCCUCGCCCACCCCCGCCAUGUCCCCGUCCCUGCAGCGCUCGCCCGCUCCCCGUGUCCCCCAGAACCCCGCCGGCUCCCCCCGGGUGGUGGAGCCACGUCCUGGGGUCACGGGUGGGCACCUCGGCGUCGCCUUCCCCGCCUCCCCGAAGCUGCCCCACUCUGGCACCCCCAACCCCUCGCUGGCCUCUGCCAGCCCCCCCCAGUCUGCGGCCGCCCACCCCCACCAGGAGCCCCGGCGUCCAGCCUGGGCCCCCGAGCAGCGUGCGACCCCGGGGAUACCCACCAGCGCCCGCCCCGAGCCUGCCCCGUCCUACAACGGCUCCGAAAUCCGGUGGACCCCGUACCGGGCGCUCUACCAGUACCGGCCCCAAAACGCCGACGAGCUGGAGCUGCUGGAGGGGGACCGCGUGGACGUCAUGCAGCAGUGCGACGACGGCUGGUUCGUGGGCGUGUCCAGGAGGACGCAGAAAUUCGGCACUUUCCCCGGGAAUUACGUGGCGCCGGUGUGACCCGCGGCCACGGCGGGGGACGCGAGGGGCUGGGGCCGGGGGGCGCGCCCCGCUGCCCCGCCUCGGCCACGCCGUGUCCCCGCAGUGUCCCCUCCGCGGGGAUGAAGCGCCUCCAGCUCCCUCCCGCCCCUAUGGGGCUGCCUCUAACAGGGACAAAUCCCCCCGGCGCGGGGGGUCUCCCCCACCCCAGUGCCUUAACACGCCCCCUCCUCACCGCUGCCCGGUGCCCGCCGCCCCGGGGGUCGCCCCGGGGGUCCGCCGGUGCCGGGCCUGACCAUGACGGCCGCGACCCGGGAUGUGGGUCGGCGCCCGGGAGUCGCCUUUGCUUCUCUUCCAUCAUUAAAGCUCAGCUCAGCCCGAGUCGGGGCGUGCCGGGAUUCGGGAGGGGCCGGCGGGGCGGGGGGGUCCCACGGGACGCCGCGUGGGGGCCGCGGGGAUCCCCCCACGCCCACGGGCGGUGCCGGGGCGGGACCAGCCGCCGCCGUGCGCCCCGUCGGGGCGGGGGGGCCGUGCCCGCAGCCCGCCCCGGCCCGGCCCGGCCCGGCUCCUCCCGAGGAGGCGGCGCCGUCCCGGGGCCGCGCUCGGCUCCGCAGCCCCGCGGGGCCGCCCGGCUCGGCCGCCCCGAGCCACCCGCUGCCAUGCCAGUGACCGUGACCCUGCCCGGCCUGGCCCCGUGGGGCUUCCGCAUCUCCGGGGGACGAGAUUUCAGGAAGCCCAUCACUGUCUCCAAGGUGAUGGAGCACGGGAAGGCGGCCGUGGGUGAUCUCCGGGCGGGGGAUGUCAUUGUCACCAUCAACGGGGAGAGCACGGCCGAGAUGCUGCACGUGGAGGCCCAGAACAAGAUCAAGCAGAGCCCUGGGCAGCUCCGGCUGGAGGUGGAGAGGUCCCCAGUGCCACCUCCCAGCCACGCCAAUGGGGACACCUCACUGGAGAGGUUGGCCACACGUGUCCAGGACACGCUGCGGACACGGGAUGAGAGCCAGGGUGCCCUGAGAGCCCCCGACCCCAGCCUGGCAUCCCCCAUCCACCUGCCCCACAGUGCCAGCUCCCAGCCCCUGGAGGAGGAGUUCGCCUGUCCCGGCCUCUGCCAGGAGCGAGGAAUCCUGACCCACCAGAACAGCUGCCAGGGGUCCAUCCUGCCUCCACCCCCCUGCCCACCCUCACCGGGGUUUGGAGCCCCCCAAAACCCCUGGGAGACGCACAGGGAGCGUCGCCCUUCCCUCUCUCCCAACACCUGCAACAGACAUCUCCCCCUCGGGGUGCCGUCCCACAGCCAGGGCUCGGAGCCGGCCAUGAGGCGCUUGGAGGAGGACUCGGAGGUCUACAAGAUGCUGCAGGAGAACCGGGAGCUGCGGGCGGCCCCGCGGCAAUCCAGCACCUUCCGCCUGCUCCAGGAGGCGCUGGAGGACGAGGGAGGAGGUGGUCCCACAGCCCCCUUCCCCAGCCGGCUCUCGUCCAGCGCCCGCAAACCCGUGGCCGGGGUCCAGAAGCUGCACGUCUGCGAGAAGUGCGGGAGCAGCAUCGCCACGCAGGCGGUGCGGAUCCAGGACGGGCGGUACCGGCACCCGUCCUGCUACAGCUGCGCCGACUGCGGCCUCAACCUCAAGAUGAGGGGCCACUUCUGGGUGGGCGACGAGCUGUUCUGCGAGAAACACGCCCGCCUGCGCUACCAGGGCCCCCCGGGGGCGCCCGUGUCCCCCCCGCCCGUGUCCCCCCACUCCUGAGCCACAGGAGUGAUGGGGGGGUCACCCCCCGCAUCCCCCCAGUGUCCCGGGGUCAGCCCCCCGCCCCCACAGCCCCACCGGGGUCGGGGGUGUCAUGGGGGGGCUGAGGGCACCACCAGGCUCGGGGUGGCCGGGAUUUUUGGGGAGGGAUGCACUACAGCCUUCGCAGUCUGUGUGAUGAGCUGGGUUAGUUCUCAGCCUGGGCUGCAGCAGUGGGGGACACGGGGGUGACAUUGGGGAGGAAGGACUUUGGGGGGGGUCACAGGGAUGCUUGAGCACUUGGGUGCCUGAGAAGGGCUGGCACCGCUUGUACACUGACUGCAACAAGGUAUUAAACCAGAUUAUAUAUAAAUAUAAUAUAUAUUUGCUCCA
Molecule: messenger RNA, 4979 nt
Organism: Pseudopipra pipra
Lineage: Eukaryota; Metazoa; Chordata; Aves; Passeriformes; Pipridae
Gene: PDLIM2
Product: PDZ and LIM domain 2
Biological process (GO): actin cytoskeleton organization; muscle structure development; heart development
Cellular component (GO): filamentous actin; adherens junction; Z disc
Molecular function (GO): muscle alpha-actinin binding; actin binding
Source: RefSeq, a predicted model, not a curated record